Messenger RNA from Panicum virgatum (switchgrass), 807 nucleotides. RefSeq names its product 40S ribosomal protein S14-like. Gene Ontology annotation, cellular component: cytosolic small ribosomal subunit; ribosome. The coding region runs from base 141 to 596 and encodes 151 amino acids. Gene Ontology annotation, biological process: maturation of SSU-rRNA from tricistronic rRNA transcript (SSU-rRNA, 5.8S rRNA, LSU-rRNA); translation; ribosomal small subunit assembly. NCBI's taxonomy places the organism in Eukaryota, Viridiplantae, Streptophyta, Magnoliopsida, Poales, Poaceae. The record is from RefSeq and is a predicted model, not a curated record. Gene Ontology annotation, molecular function: structural constituent of ribosome; small ribosomal subunit rRNA binding; mRNA 5'-UTR binding. The transcript is spliced from 6 exons.
GGGGGUUUUAUCUCUACCCAUUUCUCCAUCCGCUCCUCGCCUCGUCCCCCUCUCCGAAUUCCGAACCCUAGCCUUCCAUCUCUCCUCCUCCUCCUCCCAGCCGCCGCCCCCGCCGCCGCAGCGAGCACGCGGACGCAGCCAUGUCCGGGAGGAGGAAGACGCGGGAGCCCAAGGAGGAGAACGUGACGCUCGGCCCCACCGUCCGCGAGGGCGAGUACGUCUUCGGCGUCGCGCACAUCUUCGCCUCCUUCAACGACACCUUCAUCCAUAUCACUGAUCUGUCUGGGAGGGAGACGCUCGUCCGCAUCACUGGUGGCAUGAAGGUCAAAGCUGACCGUGAUGAGUCAUCCCCUUACGCAGCCAUGCUUGCAGCUCAGGAUGUUGCCCAGAGAUGCAAGGAGCUUGGAAUCACUGCUCUGCACAUUAAGCUCCGUGCUACCGGUGGAAACAAGACAAAGUCUCCAGGCCCUGGUGCUCAGUCUGCGCUUAGGGCUCUUGCACGUUCUGGCAUGAAGAUUGGACGCAUUGAGGAUGUGACUCCAGUCCCAACUGACAGCACACGGAGGAAGGGUGGUAGGAGGGGAAGGAGGCUGUAAUUUCGUGCAGAACCGGAUCCAACUGGCCGUGCAAGCUGUUUUGUGCUUUUGUUCGUGGUGCUAGCAUCGGAUUUCAUGGAUUUAUAAGUUUUGAGCUACCUUGUGUAUCUUAACAUUUUGAACCGAAUUGCUGGCGUACUUUGGCUGCACAUUCUCUAUUGCAAGUUAGCUGUUUUGCCGGUACGGUAUCCUAUAAAUGUUCAUUAGUCCA